UUGUCACUCCACUAUUAUAGAACUCUCUAUUUUUUGUUCUCUUUCUUUUUAUGUGUUGUGUUAAAAUGUAGCACGUCUUACCAUUACUAUCCAUAUCAUUAAUCAUCCUCUUCAAGCAAACCCUUUGUUCGUUUUUAGCUGUUUCUCAAGAGGAAUGGGUCCAAAGAAAUGGUUUAAAAUAAUAAUCAGAAGGAAGAAACCGAAGGAAGAUAAAUCCAAACAAGAACAGGUACAUUCUACUGCUGAAAUACCAAAUGAAUCCUCCAAUGGGAAGCAAAGCCCUCAUGAAGAGUCAAGUAGCACUCCCAAUGAAGGUUUGAUGCUGGACGGGACAGUUCCCUCGAGGUUGAUUGACGAUAUUGCUGCUACUCGGAUUCAAAAUGCAUUUCGUUCAUUUAUGGCAAGAAGGACAUUUCAACAUCGACAGGGAGCAGAGAAAUUUGAAGCUUUAAUUCAAGACCACAUGGCCAGAGAGCAAACAUCAACUACACUUAACUACAUACAUUCAUGGAGCAGAAUACAAGAUCAAAUUAAAGCUCGCAGAGUCUGUAUGAUAACAGAAGCCACAAUUAAGCAAAAGAAAUUGGAAAACCAAUUAAAACUUGAAUCUAAGAUUAAUGAGCUUGAGGUGGAAUGGUGCAGUGGUUCUGAAACAAUGGAAGAGAUACUUUCCAGGAUACAUCAGCGAGAAGAAGCAGCAAUUAAACGAGAGCGAGCCAUGGCAUACGCUUUCUCUCAUCAGUGGAGGCCAAACUGUAGCCAGUAUUUUGGACAGGCUUCUUAUAGCCUUGGUAAAGAAAGCUGGGGUUGGAGCUGGAUGGAGCGUUGGGUUGCAGCACGUCCUUGGGAAGUCCGGGUUCAAGUUCAGUCCCCCAAAACAAAGAAACUCAAUGGCCAGCAGCAGAAAACCAAGUUAGAUAAGAUGAACCACAACGAAACCAAAUCACCCUUGGCUAAAGCUGCCCUGUCAAAUGGGAAGGAGACUGAGAAAGGAAAGAAACACAGCAUUAGGACUGGCUAAAAUUUGCUGAGGCAGAAAGUUUGAUGGCUCUUGGGUACUUAAUCUUCUUUUGGGGUUUAUUUUCCAUAUUUUGGCUUGUGAGAGAAUCUACCAUUUGAUGUGUAGUGUGUAUCAUUAGAAGACUUUCACAUUUAUCUGCUUUUGUAUGCUCAUAAUCCGUAGUUUUGUUUGAAACUUGAGAAUGGUUUGCUACUCCCUUCAUUUCAGGAGCAGUUAUUCAUAUUUUUAUGCUAAUGUAUUAAGUAUUAGAGAUCAAAUAUUUUCA
Molecule: messenger RNA, 1286 nt
Organism: Cicer arietinum (chickpea)
Lineage: Eukaryota; Viridiplantae; Streptophyta; Magnoliopsida; Fabales; Fabaceae
Product: protein IQ-DOMAIN 10
Source: RefSeq, a predicted model, not a curated record